Molecule: messenger RNA, 1756 nt
Organism: Anopheles darlingi
Lineage: Eukaryota; Metazoa; Arthropoda; Insecta; Diptera; Culicidae
Exons: 4
Coding region: 321-974 (217 amino acids)
Source: RefSeq, a predicted model, not a curated record
GAGAAAGGCUUGAUGCUUGAAAAUCACGGAAAAGAACGGAGUGGCAGAGUUCAAAGAAUAGUUACAAUUACCGUUGUUUUACAUCUCCGUACCUCAGAAGGGCAACUUAGCGAACGAACUACAUUGUAGGGAAGUGAUUCGAAUCCUAUUGGAGCAAGAAGGUACGCAACGAGAAAGGUUUUGUUCUGGUUUCUGGUCGCAGCAAAAUUCUGUGUUUCCCGAUCCUGUUGUGCUCUGGCGAGACGCCGACGGGAAGCAGUGGACCGUCGAUCAACGAAAGCCAAAUCUCAAGAGUUCACCGCCCAACAAGCAACAGCACAAUGCCGGAAAGUGGUCCCGUCUAUCAACCGACGACGGUUUCGUACGAAACACGAACGAGUGCCGGCGGUUUGCUUGCCCAAACGACGGCUGCCUCGUCAAUGAAGAUGCUCCGUAAACCAACCGCUCAAAUGACAAUUCUGGUCCUAGGAUUGAUAACCUUCGCUAUCGGAAUGGCAUUAAUUGCUAGCGGCUCGGCAGAUUACUCGGACGCUGAACAGUACCCGGAAAUCAAUCCGGAUGGCAAAGCGCAGGAGGAACGAAUUGAUAUUAGUCUUAUCGUAGUCGGCGCGAUCUUGACUCUGCUUGCGCUGUUCCUGCUAGGGCUGUACUUGAAGGUAGCCGAUUGGCGACGCAAUUGCGUCUGUCCCUGUGCGCUUUCCAAGAAGCAAGGCUUAGCACGACAGCUUCAGGGUACGGCUAGUGGUCAAAUACUAGCCCUUAACCCGAGCACGGAUCCACUCGUGUCACAUACGCAGUACGCACCGGUUUCAGAAAUUCCAACACGCCAGGACGAUGAAGAGCGACGAAACCUGAUGCCGGAUAGCAAAGAUUCGUGCCUUAGUAGUGCAGAGGAGUCGGAUAGGAUGCUGGAUACCGAUCCAAGAAUUGUGCUGCGACCGAUAGGUGGCGGGACUGCUGGAGAGGAAGCUUAAGCUGACAAGAAACAAAAAAAUCUGCUCUCGUGUCUAGUGACUUGUGACAGGCGAAAUCACAUCACCCUCCUAAUGGUAAAUAGUUUAAGUUGUGACACUGGCACUGGUUCUUAAUUUCCCUAAGUUUCGACCUUCACCUUUACUGUAUUAAUGUCGAAGCAUUCCAUGUUGUAUGGAACUGUUGUCCUUUGGUCUGUUGAUUCCAAUAUUUUCUUUGCAUAUUGCUAACCGAAAUAUGUUAUUCAUUCUGCUUAACACGCGGGUCGAAUAGCACUAACUCUAGGAUUAUUUCUUGCUCGAAAGGAAUCGAAUCAAGGUACGUCGCAUUUAGGCAUUUAAUAUGCAGCUAUGUUUCGUUGAAUCUCCUAAUGUUGCAGAGGCAACACUUGAAUUCUGGAUAGAAUAAAUUAUUAUGGAAAUGAUAGGCUGACGAAAGGAAGAAAUAAAUAAGGAAAGCUUACAAAAUUCGUCGUUACAAACCAUUAACAGACUAAAAUGACGAGAAAACAACAUCAUUGCGUGGCCAACUGAAUUUCAAACAAAGCGUGAGAAAGAUUAGGAAAUUACUAAUCAUCGGUGGGACAAUGAGUAUAGCAUUCACCACACUUGACCUGCUAGAGGCGAUUACACUUAUGUUUUUUUAUUGCUUGCACGGCGAAGCCUGACAUGAUCCAGGAAAACAAAUGGGGCCGUCCAGAAUUAACAAACCAUAAAUAAUUGUAAGAAAAACAUCCAUGAAAUAAAACCCAUAGAUCCAUUGUACAUUGGAUCUAGAAAAUGAA